This is a messenger RNA of Silurus meridionalis, 2977 nucleotides long. RefSeq names its product LIM homeobox transcription factor 1, beta b (gene lmx1bb). The transcript is spliced from 11 exons. Gene Ontology annotation, molecular function: RNA polymerase II transcription regulatory region sequence-specific DNA binding; DNA-binding transcription factor activity, RNA polymerase II-specific. The record is from RefSeq and is a predicted model, not a curated record. Lineage: Eukaryota; Metazoa; Chordata; Actinopteri; Siluriformes; Siluridae. The coding region runs from base 516 to 1643 and encodes 375 amino acids. Gene Ontology annotation, cellular component: nucleus. Gene Ontology annotation, biological process: regulation of transcription by RNA polymerase II; neuron differentiation.
UUAAUAAUGUCAUUCUCUGACUUUGCUGGUCGUGUGAAGUUUCAGUGUGCUUAUAUUUCCAGUAUUUAGGGAUACUAACUGUGAGGCCAAAGUGUCACGAAACCCAAGCCAUUGUGAGUCGAUUGCUUUGAUUGUUUUUCUGCUGAUCCAGUGGGGCCUGUCUUUAUGAAACACUUCGUAAACCAUUGACUGGCUUCCAAAACACGGGCAUUUGGCUGCACUGCUGCAUGCAAGCCACCGAUGGCGUCGGUAGUAAUUCGGGGGCGUCUUGAAAAGAACAGACAACCUUAGCUUUUAGAUAAUGGAGCGGACAUUCUUCACACGCGCUACAAAGGACACCCUGUGAACUUAUGACAGCAAGAAAGAGAGGAUCUGCAGGAUAUUGAAGUUCGCCAUAUCACAGGAGGGAUAGAACGAGUGCUAAAAGCGCUUCUAACCUCCAGCACCUCGAAAUAACAGGUCCUGAGCUCCAGGCGAGGCGCUUCUCAGCGGGAAAAGAGUCUCAGCGCGUAACAAUGUUGGACGGUAUCAAAAUUGAAGACCAUCCGCUUCGGACCGGACCAGCUACUCUUGGAGUUAUGCUAGGCUCGGAGUGCCAUCAGCAGGCGGUGUGUGAAGGUUGCCAGCGGCCCAUAGCCGACCGCUUCCUGAUGCGCGUCAACGAGUCCUCGUGGCACGAAGAGUGUUUGCAGUGCGCCGUGUGUCAGCAGCCGCUCACCACCAGCUGCUACUUCCGAGACAGAAAACUCUACUGCAAACACGACUACCAACAAUUAUUUGCUACAAAAUGCAGUGGAUGCCUGGAGAAGAUAGCACCCACAGAAUUUGUGAUGCGGGCGUUAGAGUGCGUUUAUCACCUCAACUGCUUUUGCUGUUGUGUGUGCGACCGACAGCUCCGCAAAGGUGACGAAUUUGUACUGAAAGACGGCCAGCUGUUGUGCAAGAGUGACUAUGAAAAGGAGAAAGAUCUGCUUGGAUCAGUCAGUCCAGAUGACUCUGAUUCGGAGAAGAGCGAGGAUGAGGAGCUGGAUAUCAAGCCGGAGAAGUGCUCUGGAGGCACGGGCAAAGGGGAUGAUGGAAAAGAUCCAAGGAGACCCAAACGACCACGUACCAUCCUCACCACGCAACAAAGACGGGCCUUCAAAGCUUCAUUUGAGGUGUCAUCAAAACCCUGCCGAAAGGUUAGAGAAACCCUGGCUGCUGAAACAGGCCUAAGUGUACGUGUGGUUCAAGUGUGGUUCCAGAACCAGAGAGCCAAGAUGAAGAAGUUGGCCCGAAGACAGCAGCAGCAACAGGAGCAGCAAAACUCCCAAAGGCUGGGCCAAGAGGUGAUGUCCAAUAGGAUGGAGAACAUGAUGAACUCCUACACACCACUGGCCUCUGCACAGCAGCAGAUGGUUGCCAUGGAAAAUGGCUACACUGCUGAUGCCUUCCAGCAGGGUCUUACCCCACCUCAGAUGCCUGGAGAUCACAUGAACCCAUACGGAAAUGACUCCAUAUUCCAUGACAUUGACAGCGACACCUCCUUGACCAGCCUUAGUGACUGCUUCAUGGCUUCUUCAGAAGCAGGCUCACUGCAGGCACGUGUGGGAAACCCGAUUGACCGACUUUACUCCAUGCAGAGCUCUUAUUUUGCAUCAUGAAAACAAAAAAAGACAGGGACAACCAAGUGUGGGUUCACUUAACCCACUGCUCCCUUUAUUACAAGCCUUGGAACCAAGUACUCUCAGCAAAGACCUCUACUUUGGAUGAAGGGCCAAAACCAAAAGCCCAAAAUAUGAAAAAUCACAGAACUUGAAAACAAGCGUCCUUGAUAUUCAAUUGUAAAAAAUGCAGCUCAGGACACCUGGUUUUCUGGGGCUGACAGACUUUUUCUAGAUAUGUUUGUACAAUACUUUCACAGAAGUAGCAGGACUUGUCAACAUCCACCUAUGGUAGGAAAGAUGUACAUUUGAAAGCCCUGAAGCCACAAACCUCAGUCCACAGCAUCCUGCCAAGGAAGGCUGAAGAUCAAGACAUUAAUCUCACAAUGCAUGAAGUCAUAUUAUUUGUGAACAUGGCAUUGAAAAAGAAAAUCUUUAGAAAAUAGCUGAAAAAAUUUUGUGUUGUUGAGAUAUUUAAAUGUGAUGUUUGGACUCUUGUUUUUAUUUGUAUUUUUUUUUCAACAUUACAUCUUUAUCAUGUUAAUAGGUUUAGCUAUGAAAGUGGAGUUAGAAUUUGUAGAGAAAAGAGGAAUGUAUAGUGAAAGUGUACAUGAUUGUAUGAGGAUGUGUGCGUGCGUGUGUGUGUGUGUGUGUGUGUGUGUGUGUGUGUGUGUGUGUGUGUGUGUGUGUGUGUGUGUGUGAGUGCGUGUGUGUGUGUGUGUGUGCGUGCAAGUAUGACUGUGUGAGCAUUUAAUGUAGUCACCUACCUGUAUGUGUGUUGUGCUUCAGCGUGUUAUAGUUUGAAAGACAGACAGCAAAAGCUCUAUCCUUGUGUAAAUAUAUGUUUCCCGAACAAAUCAGCUGUGCAUGUUCAAAUGGAGAACAUUCUAUUUAUUUAUCUAAACCAUGCUCUUGAAGGUACUUAAGUAACUGAAAAGCUUUAUUUAAAAAGGAGAAAACCACAUCAAGUAGUUUAAGCAUUAUUAUCACUCAUGUAUAUUAUUUAACAAUUAAAUAUAUCCCUUUUCCAGCUUAGAUGUACAUCAGCAAAUGUGUUAUAAGCCCAGAACCAGGGCUUCUCAACCAGUCCUAGAAAACCACUGACCUGGUGAGAAUUUUGUAACUGUGAUUCAGCUGAUUAUUAAACCUUUCCUCAUUUGGAUCAUGUAUGUUGGCAGUGAGGAAACAUUGGAAAGCUGUGCAGUUCAGUUGGUUCCCAAAAUGGAAGCUGAGAAACCCUGCUCAUAAACAUUGACAAAAUGCAUUUCCAAAUGUGAACACUGCUAAAUUGCCAAAGUUUGUUGGUAUAAUAAAUAAACGCUGUUUCUCCUGGC